AUGUCCAACGGAACAGCUAUUAAAAAAAGAAGUAAAAGGAAAAGACAUUUUCCCUCCGAUGGGCACACCAAAGGUGACUCUGAGAAUGUGAAGACGGACUCUUCGUUCGGGGGUGUUUCUCCAGGUCUGGACCCUCUUACAGAGAGCAUUGAUAAUGGAGUCCUCUAUCUGAACCCUCAGACACCAAACUGGUCUCUGGUGGAAAGGUUUGCUGAGCUUUCACCAGCAGGUCGAGCAGAGAAAGAUGAUGAAGAAGCCUACAGCAGAGCCUUGCUACACUGCACUACGCACUCUGAGACUAACAAUGUGCUGCUGGAUGCGCUGCAGCAGAGAGAAAGAAACUACCUCAAACACUUAAAAAGCCAAAGUGACAUCCCAGCCAGACAGAGGACAUCUAACCUCAAAGAGCUCAAAUUUGAGGAGUAUUCUCUAGACGAGUUUGGGAUUAUGAUUAAAAAGGAGAGUGGAAACCAUCCGUCUGUGAAGAAUACACUUCAGAAGAGUAAAGAUGACAAAGUGCCUCGACUUCUAGCUGCAAUGAAGAAACGGGGUGCAGUCGACACCGAGGACCGUCCCUUCAAAUGUCCACACUGCCACUGGGCUUUCAAGAAGCUCUGCAACCUGCAGAGUCAUCUGCAAACCCACACUGGCCUGAAGCCACAUGUGUGUGAUAUAUGUGGUAAGGCUUACUCUCACCAGGGUACGCUGCAGCAGCACAAGCGCCUGCACACGGGUGAGAGACCUUAUCACUGCCCCUUCUGUGUGAAAACAUAUAUCUGGUCCUCAGAUUACCGCAAGCAUAUCCGCACACACACUGGUGAGAAGCCCUACAUCUGUGAAACUUGUGGUAAGGAUUUCAUCCGCUCCUCUGACCUCCGGAAGCAUGAAAGGAACAUGCACACCAACAACAAGCCGUUCCCAUGCACGCACUGCGGCAAGACCUUCAAUAAACCCCUCGCCCUGAAGCGUCACGAGCGAAAGCACCUGGGGGAACGACCCUUCUCCUGCCCUGACUGCGGGAAGUCGUUCGCCCUGGCCAGCCGCAUGGCCGAGCACCAGAAGAUCCACCGAGGAGUGCGUCCAUACGUCUGCUCCGUGUGCUCUAAAAGUUUCACCAAAUCCUCCAACCUAACAGAGCACGAGGCCAUUCACAGUGGCGUGCGGCCCCACAAAUGUUCAGAGUGCGGCGUGGCGUUUGCCAUGGCUUCCCGCCUGGUUCGCCACCAGUUCAUCCACAAUAAACAGAAGCUUCACAGCUGCACGGUGUGCAGCAAGAACUUCUCCCACAUAGCACAACUUCAGCUUCACCAGGAGCAAAGCUGCGCUGGGAGGAUCUUUGUCUGCGUGGAGUGUGGCAAGUCUUUCCAGUGCGCCACAAAGCUCGCGCAGCAUGUGUUAAAACACAGCGAGAAGAGUGUGUGA
Melanotaenia boesemani (Boeseman's rainbowfish) is the source of this 1422-nucleotide messenger RNA. RefSeq names its product zinc finger protein 648 (gene znf648). The record is from RefSeq and is a predicted model, not a curated record. Lineage: Eukaryota; Metazoa; Chordata; Actinopteri; Atheriniformes; Melanotaeniidae. Gene Ontology annotation, cellular component: nucleus. Gene Ontology annotation, biological process: regulation of transcription by RNA polymerase II. Gene Ontology annotation, molecular function: RNA polymerase II transcription regulatory region sequence-specific DNA binding; DNA-binding transcription factor activity, RNA polymerase II-specific. The transcript has a single exon. Bases 1 to 1422 code for a protein of 473 amino acids.